AUGGACACCGAGCAGUACAUCGACGCCACCCUCAACGCCACAGACAAGUGGCUUGAGCGACAUCAAGAGGAGCUCGAACGCAAGCUGGCAUGGGUUCGCGCUAUCCGCCAGACCCGGUGGGAGCAAGCGACUCGGCCUGCUGCUCUCACUGCUAUCCCAUCGUUGCCACAGGAGAUCAAGGACUCGAUGUUCGAUGUCUUGGCUGAGGGCUACGGACCGAUCAAGAUUACUGGAGACACGGUCGAUGAUGUUGUCAAAGUCGCGAACCAGCUCGUGGGCCCUUCAGCACAGGCGCAGAGCUUCCGCGGCGACAUGCAAGACGCUCUGAUGAGAACUUGCGCUCUCGUCGUGUCGCCAGCUCAACUCCUUCGUGUUCUAGAGACACAGGACAGAGCCCCAAUUCUACGAAGUCGUCUGCAAAAGGCACGUCGAGUGGUUAUGCAAGUGUCGCUUCAGGCCUCAAGCGCGGUCUCCCAUGCCGGUUUUGCCACACAGCAGCAGCGACGCGCCCUCUGGGAAGCCGUCAACGCCAUCCAACUCAUGACCGAGAUCAGACGCGAGUCUUCACCUCAGCUCAAGUCCCUCCGCGUCCAAAUCAGCAUCGCUACACUAGGCGACAACCCUCAAAUCGGACUGGAAGAUACCAACACGAAACCACUUCAAGCGUUUGACUACAGUCGCCUUCCUGACGGCAGCGACUUGCGUUACGUGCUGGAGUAUAUCAUCAAAGUCAUGCAGACGAUCGUUUCUGAGGGCUCUGUCGAGCGGACGCUUCAACUGCGAGCUCGCCGGUAUUGGUCAGGGAGUUCGUACUCCAGUUGGGAUGGAAAGGAGAUCGCUGUCAAGGGCAAAAUUGUAGAUGGCAUUUUGCAGGAGGCAAACCCGACAUACCGAGCUAUUUCCGCCGCCUCACACCAACCUCUACCUCGACGCUCGAACGUCAUUCUCCGCAACCCCCUCGCCCACCUCCGCGCCGAAGAAGAAGCACACCUUCCACAACCUCACGCGAUCCUCAACCUCGACAAACGACGCACGCUUCAAGACUCCGCCACUCACACCAAAAUGAGCGGCCUGAACAUCGGACAGUGUCUGGACGCGACACCAGAACAGCUGCAGCAACGCAUAGAUGAGAUGCGCCGCGAGAUUGAAUGGAUCGAGAAGCUUCGCGAGCAGAAAUCGCUCGCAGAUGUAGUCGACCAACUCGCCGGAAUCCCAGAGGAACUGACCGAGAUGGUUCUCGAUCUGGCCGCUGAGCGCCAUGGUCCGAUCAAGUACCGUGGAGAAGUCGAUGAUCUGGUCGCCAUUGCAGCAAGAGGCAUCCUCGGAGGAUCGGAUCCAGUUCGCAAACUCGCCCCGAUCAUGGAAGAGGCGCUGUUGAAGAAAGCCACCAUAAUCGUCAACUCUACUGAUGCCGCGCUGGUCACAAGUCCCGACCCACAUCGCCCAGUGCCGCAGCUGUGCAGAUACCUGAAGCGGGUGCGACAUCUCGUUAUUCCAAUAGCAAUGCAGGAUACAGCACCUACGCAAUUCAUGCAGAGCCAGCAACACGCAACCUUCCGGGCGACGAUCCAGCUCAUCAAGGAUCUCACUGACACCCGCCGCGAGAACGCUUUCUGCCCACACCUGGAGUCCAUCUGCAUCCAGCCCAGCGUGGCUGCGGCUGGCAAUGAUCCACGCAACGCAUUCCAGGGAUUGGAGACCGCGUUCAAUGCAGCACAGGCGCCAAACGGCAGCGAGUUGCGACCCAUCCUACAGCACAUCAUCCAUGAGUUGCAGGGUGUCUCGGUCGACAGGAUGUUUCAGGUGGCAGUGAGGUGCUUCUGGGCAGGCAGUUCAUACUCCACCUGGGCAGGCGAGUGCCUUAAGGUCAAGAGCCAGAGCGUGGACGACAUCCUGCGAGAGGCGCAAGACUCGCAGAGGUGGGAACAAGUUGGAUGA
Messenger RNA from Zasmidium cellare ATCC 36951, 1938 nucleotides. RefSeq lists its product as uncharacterized. The record is from RefSeq and is a predicted model, not a curated record. The transcript has 4 exons. Bases 1 to 1938 code for a protein of 645 amino acids. NCBI's taxonomy places the organism in Eukaryota, Fungi, Ascomycota, Dothideomycetes, Mycosphaerellales, Mycosphaerellaceae.